Didymodactylos carnosus is the source of this 810-nucleotide messenger RNA. The record is from the annotation of a GenBank genome assembly. NCBI's taxonomy places the organism in Eukaryota, Metazoa, Rotifera, Eurotatoria, Philodinida, Philodinidae.
AUGUUAUGGACAUCGAUCAGUUUAGUUUUAUGUUUAAAAUUGUUAAACACAUUUACAUUUAAAUCGAUAUCAAUCCGCAGAGUAUUACCAUUAUCAAUAAUAUGCAUAUUAUUUGUUGUUUUUACAAAUCUUUCAUUAGAAUAUAAUACGUUAGGCACAUCACAAUUAUUUAAAAUAUUAACAACACCAUUUGUAACAUUUAUUAGUUGGUAUUAUUAUAAAACACAUUAUUCACGUUUAUUACUCAUAACAUUGAUACCAUUAUCAAUUGGCAUACCCACACAUUCUAUUAAUGAUAUUAAAUUAACAAUAGCUGGUACUAUAGUUGCUAUAUUGGGUUCACUCACAGCAUCUCUAUAUCAAAUAUGGAUAGAUGAAAAACAAAAAGAAUUCGAUAUGGAUUCACAACAAUUACUAGUCUAUCAAGUACCAUUAUCAGCCAUAGUACUAUUACCAUUUGUUUUAAUUAUAGAAAAAUUAUCAUUUUUUACUUCUUCAAUGCCAUUAAAUUCAAUGAUUGUUAUUAGUCUGUCGGGUUUUCUUGUAUUUAUUGUUAAUAUAUCUUUAUGCUGGGUUAUUAAAAAUACAUCACCAUUAACAUAUAACAUAAUUGGACACAUUCGAACAGUAAUAGUCUUAUUAGGCAGUGUAGUUCUGUUUGAAGAACAUCUUAAUUUGAAGCAAUCUAUUGGUAUGGUAUUAACGUUAUUCGGUUUAAUAGCAUACACAUUUGUAAAAAUGAAAGAACUAAAUCAGUUGCCAUGUACAUUAUUCAAUUCUAAUGUACAACAAUUGCAACCGACUAUAUAA